Messenger RNA from Mytilus trossulus (common blue mussel), 398 nucleotides. Its product is annotated as neuroendocrine convertase 2-like. The transcript has 2 exons. Gene Ontology annotation, cellular component: trans-Golgi network; Golgi membrane. Gene Ontology annotation, molecular function: serine-type endopeptidase activity. Bases 77 to 370 code for a protein of 97 amino acids. NCBI's taxonomy places the organism in Eukaryota, Metazoa, Mollusca, Bivalvia, Mytilida, Mytilidae. The record is from RefSeq and is a predicted model, not a curated record. Gene Ontology annotation, biological process: protein processing.
AGAGGCAAUAUCAAAAGCCAAAAGCAAAAUUUACGUUUCCCGUGACGAUUGUCCAAUCCGACAUUUAGAACAUGUAAUGGCUACAGUGAGUUUUAAUUACUCAUGCUGUAGAGGAGCAGUUGAGGUAUACCUGGUGUCGCCCAGUCGGACCAAAGUAGUUCUGCUUCCUAAACGAUACAACGACGCACGCUUCACAUUAACUACAUCAGGCAUCUUUACUUGGACUUACAAAGUUGUUCAUUUAUGGGGAGAAAAUCCUUUAGGAAAAUGGAAAGUUUUACUAAAAUUAAACAGCAUGAUAGCUAGAGCGGAACUUAAGGAGUGGUAUCUUACUUUCUAUGGAACAUCAUCAAAUCCAAGGAGGGGAUAACAACCUGUCUAUCACGGUAACAAUAUGU